ACUUUACCCUGUUUCACUGGGUGGGUAACGUUUAGUUCCGCGGCGGCGGUAACGGCAGCGCGAGUAGGGCUUUGAGUGCGGUUCUGUCGCCGUGGUCGGGGCCGGAGAUGGCGGAGUACAGUCAGACGAGUAUAUUAACGGCCCUGCUGCUGUUUACUGUGGUAACCGUGAGGGAUAUUUAUGUGGGCCGUAAUAGCAUGACUCAACAGGACAGCGCUGGACCCGAUAUAAACACACAGAGACAGAACAAACACACAUUAUACACGGGUCCGGUUCUCAAGUUCCAGUUCUGUAUAUCCUGAGGGUACAGCAAGGUGUUCCAGGAGUACUCCCGGUCCAUCAGCCAGCUGUACCCGGACAUCCGAAUCGAGGGAGAGAAUUACCCUCCCAAUCCCAUCAACAAAUACAUUGGAAAUUUAAUCUCCUACUUCAAACUGCUUGCCAUUGCCUUGAUUGUGACUGGGCAAAACCCUUUCCAAAUGUUUGGUAUGAACACUCCUAGAAUUUGGUCCUGGGGACAGGAGAAUAAGAUUUUCUCCUGCCUCAUGGCAUUCUUCAUUAGUAACAUGUUAGAGACCCAUUUCCUCUCCACAGGAGCUUUCGAGGUUACAUUGAAUGAUGUACCAAUUUGGUCCAAGUUGCAAUCAGGAUAUGUGCCCAACAUUCAGGAGCUUUUCCAAAUCUUGGAUAACCACCUGAAGAUGAAUCAGGUUGACAAGAUGAACUUUCCCUCACCAUAGUGCUGUUGUUUUUGCCAAGAGACAGGUCUCUGGAGCUGUUUCUCUGGUCAGCGGGACAGUGGACUGUGGCAUAAUGAAGGCCUGCGUUGCAAACAGCAUGCUGUUAGCACAGGCUCGAUGCUCGGCCACCACACACACUCUUUCUGCCCAGCGACACACACCUUUGGAUUGACUACAUCUCUUCAGAGCGUCAGACUACAUGCAUUCAUAGUAUGAGAGUCACGUAUGAGCUAAAGGCACUACAAUUAAUUAUGCUGAAGCUUUUUUUUGUUUUUUUGAUCAGGGUUCUGUUUUAAGUGCUUUCAGCUGAAAUUGACCCAUCUUUCUCCAGGGCAACCGUGAUGUUUUCUUAACAUAGACCUUUAUCAUGAUUAUUUGUUUGCACUGGUGUAGACUGUACUGUACUGGGGGUAUUGGACUUUUUAAGUAGUGGGAAUGUCUCUGUAUUGUGGAAACAUGCAGUUCUGUUAGAGUGAGCUAGAUGAUUUUUUUUAAAUGCUUGAAAUUGUAAUUUUAUGUCCUGCUUGUCACAGGUUUGCUGGUUAGAUUCAUAAGUACAGCAUGUGCUUGUGGAGAAAAUUAAGGCCAGAUCUUCCUCUCUUCUUCUUAAACUUUAACCGUGUACAGUAGCACUGCCAGAGUAAUCUGUGGAAUCAGCGUAACUCUUCAAAUCGCUGCUGUGAGUGUUGCAUAUCAGAAGAUGUGAAUGGUAUUUCCAAAGACUCCCUCUAUUUUUCCAGCUCUCUCCAUAUAGAUGUGGCGACAAGCAAUGUACCCCUUAUAUUUUAAUGUACCGCUCUGUGAAUUUGUAACAAAAGUGAUACGAUAGUUGGGAUUAAGUUGCACUGAGAAAAGAAAUUUUCACAGUGAUGUUAAAUAAAGAUUAAAAUAUUUCAAAAA
Messenger RNA from Carassius carassius (crucian carp), 1640 nucleotides. RefSeq names its product selenoprotein T, 2 (gene selenot2). The transcript is spliced from 6 exons. Gene Ontology annotation, cellular component: endoplasmic reticulum membrane. Gene Ontology annotation, molecular function: thioredoxin-disulfide reductase (NADPH) activity. Gene Ontology annotation, biological process: cell redox homeostasis. The record is from RefSeq and is a predicted model, not a curated record. NCBI's taxonomy places the organism in Eukaryota, Metazoa, Chordata, Actinopteri, Cypriniformes, Cyprinidae.